AUGUUUUGUUCAUGGGGAGCAGAAGAAUAUGGACUCAUUGGAUCAAUGGAAUAUGUUCAGGAAUAUGUUAAAGUAUUGGGUGCACGAAUUGUUUCAUAUUUGAACGUAGAUAGUGCAGUACAAGUCAAAACUGCUCCAAUGUUGUUUGAUAUUAUUGUUGAAGCAUCCAAAAUGGUUCCAAGUGCCUACGAUGCUCCUGGACAAACUGUCUAUGAUAAAUGGAUGCGUGUUAAUCGAAAUAAUAUAACUGAUGAACCAAAAUUAACAUACGAUCGUGGAUCAGGUAGUGACUACUUUAGUUUUGAUCAAUUGGUUGGCUCAUCAAAUAUGGAUGCAAGAUAUACCUACAAUUCAGCUGAGCAAAGAAAUAUAGCGUCACAUCCACUUUAUCACACAUCUUAUGAAGUCUUUUCAAUGAUGAAAAAAUUUGUUGAUCCCGAUUUUACAGCUCAUAGAACAAUGGGACAAUUUAUAGGUGUUCUAGUAUUACUUCUAUCUGAGACACCUGUUUUACAAUUUAAUGUAACACGAUAUACAACAGCACUUAUGCAAGCUAUGAACAAUCUUAAACCAAAUGAUCCUACUGUUCUCGAUCCUCUUCGAAAUGCCAUCAAUGAUUUUGGUAAGACUGCUGAAGAUUUUGUUGCACGAUCGAAAUUAAUGGAUAGAGAAAAUCCAUACGAAAUUCGAUUUUAUAAUGAUCAAUUGUUACAACUUGAACGUUCAUUUCUAAAUCCAUUAGGUCAAGGUGGUGAUUAUACUGAUUUUAAACAUAUUGUCUUUGCACCAUCUAAAGAUAAUCAAUAUGCAGCAAGUGGUUUUCCUACUAUCAGUGAUGCUAUUUUUAAUAAUAAUCAAACAGAAAUCGAAUAUCAAGUAGCUAUAGCGACUUAUUUUGUACGUGGUGCUUUAUCUAUAUUAAAAGACUUUAAUAAUUUUUUUUCAUAA
Rotaria sordida is the source of this 948-nucleotide messenger RNA. The record is from the annotation of a GenBank genome assembly. Lineage: Eukaryota; Metazoa; Rotifera; Eurotatoria; Philodinida; Philodinidae.